Molecule: messenger RNA, 7181 nt
Organism: Pelmatolapia mariae (spotted tilapia)
Lineage: Eukaryota; Metazoa; Chordata; Actinopteri; Cichliformes; Cichlidae
Product: calcium/calmodulin-dependent protein kinase type II subunit beta
Exons: 24
Coding region: 239-2290 (683 amino acids)
Biological process (GO): protein phosphorylation
Molecular function (GO): calcium/calmodulin-dependent protein kinase activity; calmodulin binding; ATP binding
Source: RefSeq, a predicted model, not a curated record
GGAGGGAGAGAGAAAGAGAGAUAGAGUGAACACCCACUCAGGCUUCCUCGGCUCUUUAUAUCAAACCCUCCGUCACUCGGCGCCUCCUAAAAGGCACUUCUCCUCUCCACCGGCCGUCUCGCUGUUGGGCGGACCUGCACUUUUUUUUACGCACAUUCAGCCCGAACUAACCGCGAAUCUUCGGAGUUCAUUAACAAGAAGAAGAAGAAGAAGAAGAAGCGAGAGACAGGGGAGAGACAUGGCCACGACAACCUGUACGCGAUUCACAGAUGAAUAUCAGCUGUACGAGGAGCUGGGGAAGGGAGCAUUUUCAGUGGUGCGCAGAUGUGUUAAGCUGUGCACAGGACAGGAGUAUGCUGCUAAAAUAAUCAACACCAAAAAGUUAUCUGCAAGAGAUCACCAGAAGCUGGAGCGAGAGGCUCGUAUUUGUCGUCUGUUGAAACACCCCAACAUUGUUCGUCUUCAUGACAGUAUAUCAGAGGAGGGCUUCCACUACCUCCUGUUUGACUUGGUGACCGGAGGUGAACUAUUUGAGGACAUCGUAGCCAGAGAGUAUUACAGUGAGGCUGAUGCCAGUCAUUGCAUCCAGCAGAUCCUGGAGGCGGUGCUUCACUGCCAUCAAAUGGGCGUGGUGCACCGGGACCUGAAGCCAGAGAACCUGCUCCUGGCAAGCAAGUGUAAGAAUGCUGCAGUGAAACUGGCCGACUUUGGCCUCGCCAUUGAGGUGCAGGGGGAUCAGCAGGCCUGGUUCGGAUUUGCUGGCACACCGGGGUAUCUGUCCCCUGAGGUUUUGAGGAAGGAGGCAUAUGGCAAACCUGUGGACAUCUGGGCCUGUGGGGUGAUCCUCUACAUCCUGCUGGUGGGCUACCCUCCUUUCUGGGACGAGGACCAGCACAAGCUGUACCAGCAGAUCAAGGCUGGGGCUUAUGAUUUCCCAUCCCCAGAGUGGGACACAGUCACCCCAGAGGCCAAAAACCUGAUCAACCAGAUGCUGACGAUCAACCCAGCCAAGAGGAUCACUGCUCAAGAGGCCCUCAAGCACCCAUGGGUCUGCCAACGAUCCACAGUGGCAUCUAUGAUGCACAGACAGGAGACCGUGGAGUGCCUGAAGAAAUUCAAUGCCAGGAGGAAACUCAAGGGGGCCAUUCUUACUACCAUGCUGGUUUCUCGAAAUUUCUCCGUGGGCAGCAGGCAGACCACCGCUCCAGCCUCUGUCACUGCAGCUGCAGCAGCUGUGGCUGCAGCCGCCGGCACCACAGCAGGGCUGGUUGAACAAGCCAAGACUUUGCUCAACAAAAAGGCAGAUGUCAAGCCCCAGACAAACAGCACCAAAAACAGCAUAGUCACCAGCCCCAAAGGAAACAUCCCUUCACCCGCUCUGGAACCUCAGACAACUGUCAUCCAUAAUCCGGUGGACGGGACAAAGGAAUCGUCGGACAGCAGCAACACCACUGUGGAGGACGAAGAUGUGAAAGGGAAGAGCUUAGACAACAGCUCGCUUAAGGCGCAGUCCAGCACAAGCUCCCAACCUGAUAGCUCUCAGAGCUCCUCAGCUGCUGUGCACUCUGCCGCAAAGUUCGCUGACCUGCUGGGCUCAGUGCGUAGGGGAUCAGGGCCCGUAGCUGACGGAGAAGGGAGAGCCAACACUCCACCUCCCUCUGCCCUCUCUGCCCCCUCCCCUCCACACACCCCGGUAGUCCCCAUGCAGAUGUCUCGGCUCACAGACCUGGUAAGCAGCGUUCGCAGGGCGCCGGCGGCCCCUGCGCCCGAAGUCGAUGCUGCGCCGGCGCCGGUACCUAGUGCCAGGCCCCCCCCUCCACAUGCACACACCACUUCCCCACCUCCCCCUCACUCCCCCUCCAGCCCUCCCCUGUCUUCCUCCCAGACACGCAAGCAAGAAAUUAUCAAGAUAACCGAACAGCUGAUAGAGGCCAUCAACAACGGAGACUUUGAGGCAUACGCUAAGAUCUGCGACCCUGGACUGACUUCAUUUGAGCCGGAGGCCCUGGGCAACCUGGUAGAGGGAAUGGAUUUCCACAGAUUCUACUUUGAGAACCUUUUGGCUAAGAACAGCAAGCCGAUCCACACCACCAUCCUGAACCCCCAUGUGCACCUGAUCGGCGAGGAUGCAGCCUGCAUCGCCUACAUCCGCCUGACUCAGUUUGUUGACGGCCAGGGUCGGCCGCGGUCCAGCCAGUCAGAGGAGACUCGUGUCUGGCAUCGCAGAGACAGCAAGUGGCAGAACAUCCACUUCCACUGCUCAGGCGCACCAGCUGCGCCACUCCAGUGAGGGUUAAAUGCUGUAGUUUUGUCUGUCAGGAGUGCUCUGCUGGAGAGAGGAGGAGGCAAAGGAGGAGGAUGAGGAAGGGGUGAAAGAACACGUCCAGUGGUGGUCUGGGAGCUCUUUGUCCUUCAACAACAAACUGGACGCCCGGCCUCAACCCCCUCCCAGCAUGCGUCUCUUCUUUUACUACUACUGCCCCCUGUUUGUCACCUGUCCUACCGCACCUUCUGACAACCGUCGAACAGCAGCAGCGUCCUUCAUCCCCCACGACUUCCUCUUCUUCCCUCCGGCACACUGGGUGUUUGAUGGGGGUGGGGGUGUUUUUCAGCACUGGGUGUGAUUCCUUCCUGUGGUCUUUUGUGACACCAACCCUCUUGUCCUCCUGUGAAUCCACACUUGUGUGACAUAAACACUGCACUGGAAAUACAGUAUGUAAAGUUUUAAGUAAAAUCUAUUAUCAUUACUCUAUUAUUAUGAUUAUUAUUAUAAUUAUUAUUACACAUUUGCAAUUGUAUAUGUAAUUUGUAUAAUUCAGAAUUCUUGAUGCCAGUGGUUUUUAGAGUUAAAGAAAAUCUUUUUUUUUUCUCUAUCUUUUUAAGGAAGCAUGUCCCCCUGCCCCAUAUUUACAGUGGCUGUUUUUUAUUGUGGCUAUUAAGUGGAAAAUGAUAUUGGCAGUUUUUGUAAUUUGCUUCUUGUAUGUUAGCUUUAACAGUGUGCCCAAACUCAUGGUUAACAUGUUUUUGAUUGUGCGUUUGCAGUUUAAUUUGUUCAUUUUAUUUAAAUUUUAUUUGUUUUUGUUCUUUUUUUUUUUUUGGAAGGGGUGCGUCUGAUCGGCGUCCAUGUAGAGAUCGAGCCCUGAAGUGUGUGUAUGAGUGUGCUGAGUAAAUGCAUGUUAGUCCAGUCACGAUAAGUCGGUACAGUUGGAGGAACUUGUCGUUUCUCCCUUGCUGCAAAGUAAAAGGCAGGAGAACAGGUUCGCUUGACUCGGCUUCAAAUCAAAGCAAACAGCGUGCAGCAGGAGUGCUGCUUUCCAACACCGGUGACGCCCUGAUCUCUGACUGUCUGAGCUGAUGGGUGUAAAACAAAACAGUCACAAGAACAUGCAUAUGAAGAGGGGAAUACGUUUGUCUCUGUGACCAGGAUGCUUGAUUCUAGAGUGAUGUAUCAAGCUGUUGUAAGAAAAAUGUGUCACGGUGAAACUUCUGCUCCAAUGAAGACUAUUCAUUGCAGGUAUUUGAAAAAACACAGAUGAUUAGGAAUGGUUAUAAAGUAACUGAAGCUGAGUACAUCAUAGUGCCUGUUGCCUCUUAGGUUGUAUAAAUAAUUUCUUUUGAUGGGAUAAUUUGGCUUCUUUCAGGUGAAUUAUAUGAGGCAUUUAUUCACAUUCAGUAUAUUACUUACACUAGAUCGAGGUCAGCAGGCGGCUAGCUUGGUGAAGCAGGGAGGAGUACUUUUAUAGAGGCUGUAUUGUACUGGGCUCGAUUAACAGCAAAACCCAGUUAAAAGAAAUUAAAGUUUGCAUUAUAAUUUAGAAUAUUUUCAAACCUUUUCCAAGCUUGAACCUUACAUGUCAGACAGCUCCAUCUAAUACAAAACCACAGGACUCCCUUGACAAAAACAGCUAUUUUUAACUUGUGAAAGCUAGAAGUAACUGAUGAAAGACACUGACUAUGGAAAUACCACCACACGACUCCUAUUGAAACAAACUAAACUGUUUAAAUGAGGCCAGAUGCUUGUCCCAAAAGCUCCAAAAUCAAAAAAAUAUUAAUUUGCUGCAUGACAAAUAAUAAUGUUCCUGCGACUGAAACUUUACAGUGUUGAAGAAACGCUUGUAGAGUUUCAGGAGAAUAACUCACGCCAAGCAACUCAAUGUGAAUUGGAACAAAGUGCUGUACUAAAUUAAUUACUAAUGCAUUUCAUGACUUUCAAACAGAUUAGAAAGGACCACAAUUUAUUAAACGAUAUCAGAUAUAUGUAUUUCAUCUUAUAGUGACCAUCUUGUGAAGGUGAAUGUGUUUUGUUAUAACCAAUAAUGAAUCAGAUAUGCAGAAUAUUAUUAUAGCGUACAGAUAAUUUGUUCUGAAAUAGUCUGGUCAGAGUUGCUUUGACGUGCUGUUUCCUAAACCUUGCCUCUCUCAUGAAUCUCUGUGAAUGCUGGUUCAGCCUUCACCCCACCUGGAGAUGGUUUUAUUUUCUGGUCAGUGGUGCAAAAAAGGUGUUUGGCGGAGAGAUGGGAUGUUGGGCGAGUCCUGCUGUUUGCUAGGUGACAGCUGAAUACCAGAGCUGUGUGGUCUUUUCUGAACAUGUGAGGUAUUUUUAAGUUCCAAAAAUCUCGGUGAAAAACAGCAGGUCCUUUUUUCCCUACUCAAAAUGACAAAAGCAGUCAGCACAUUCUCACUUCCAGAGCCACAGCACAGCAAGCUGGUGCAGCAGCUUUGUCUAAACGAAGCACACGCAGAUUACAGGCGCUUAACGCCCAUAUCAGUGAUGAAGAAUGAAGGCUGCGUUUGGUUGGGCGUGUGCAUUUCUCUAGUCUUUUGCCACAGGUGCAAUAUUUGUGUGAGUGUGUCUGCACGCAUGUACAUUGGUUGCUUUCAGUGUGUAUUCUUUACAAGCCUGGGAGGAUAUUUUGGAAGUGUGUACAGUGUGGAUGAUGAAAUGAGAAGGCUUUAUUUUUCGGAGGACACAUCAGUCCCCUGCCUUCAGCCCAGGACUCUGUUUUCAUCUGCUUUCUUUCAUGUUUUUUUUCUUUUUUUCAUGCUUUUACUCUCUUAUUUUGGUUUGUUUGUGUUACAGUAAAGUGUUAUCAGCUUUUUAUGAUAUAAAGUGCUUGUGCCAGAGGUGGCAGGACUGAACGGAUGGACUUUGCAGCACUGAAAACUGAUUUUGUGGAGGUUUGACGUUUCAUCAGCUCCACUCUACUUUGCUCAUCCACCAUUGGCUGCCUUCACAUUUGUCUCGCCCCUAUUGGUCAGACCAAGAGAGAAAAAGAGCGCUCAGUCGUCUUGGUAAACAGUCCUCAGGUUUUAAUUUAUUUUGAAUAUUUAUUUAUUUAUUGUAGUCGACAUUUUUACUGUGCUUUGUUUCUUUUUUCGUUUCCUAUUGUACAAAUCAUGCACUUGUACAAGUACUGUCUGCAGUUGUUUAAAGAGACGAUGCUUCGUGUCAAAAACAUGACUGCUUUUAAAUGGAUAGUACACCCAAUCUGCAUUCUGCAUGUGUUUUUGUGUAACGACCAACAUGGUGGAAAUGACUUUUGCUUUUUCUGCUGUUUUUCUUCUGCAGAUUUACAUGUUUUGCUGUUUUAUGUUGUCCAUUUUUUCCUUCUACUUAAUGUCAUUACCACUUUUACAGAGUGGGAUACAUGUUUGCUUUGAAAUUCAUAUGAUGCAGGACUGUAUUUUGUGUGAACUCUCCCACCAAACACUUCGCCUUUUUUAUAGGAUGGUGAAGAUUUUGUCAGAUUAACGUUUUGUUUAUUUCCUGCAGUGAACAACAGAGAUGUUGUAUCAUACUCGUGUCUCAUCCAGUAAUGAUGUUCAUGUCUAGUUCAGCCUGUUCUAAUACUCAAAGGUCAAAGGUAACCUUUGACCACACAUAUGUGGGUGACCGUGCUAACCAAACAUGACCCUGACCCCCCUCCAGAAGAAGAAAAAGCAGCAUGUACAGUACAAAGGUGUCGUUCUUCUGUUCUUCUUUGUGUGUUUCUAAACUUUAAAAUCAUGAUGAGAUUCACAUAUUUAAAAUGAGGGAGUUCACAGUAUUACACAACUGCAACUAACAAGCAGAGUAGCUGGCCUUUUUUUCUUUGCAUGACAGUCAACAGGACACUUGUUUUUACUUGUUUUUACUGUUUUUUGGUGUUUUUCUUUUUAUUUGGAUUCAUUUUCUACUGAAUGCUGGUAUACUCGACCUUUCUCUCUCUAUUUUCUCAGCUUUUUAAGUGCAUAUAACUAUUUUUGUCUCCAGAUGAUAUAAUGAAGAUGAUUAUAAUGGUAAUGAAUAUUACAUACAGAUUAUAGCACUGAGGAUGACUAUGAGGAAGUUGACAGUUAUGAUGAUGAUGUGAUGAUGAUUAUUUGGCAUGCUUCUCUAUGGGGCUCUGUGUUGCCAGUGCAGACUGGCUGCCUUUUGUACAUAGCUGAGUGACCGUCAGCACCAAGAGUCACUGCUGCUUCAAAGAGUAAAGAUGCUCCAGCAGGGGGCGCUGUCACACAAAAUAAAGCACAAACACACACUGACGCCAGCUUGAUGCUUCUAAUGUAGCUGCAGAAUAACUUUAGAUCAAACAGACAAUCCAGUCAGAGACAUCAGCAGUUCAUCAGUGUAGAAGAAGAACCAGCUUCCAUUCAGAUUAUUGAUCAGGGCUGCACAGUUAGGACUAAAAUGGCACUGAUGCCUCUAAUAAAUCAUCAUCUGUGUGAAUUAUCAAAGGUGAAAUAAGGAACAGUGAUUCAUUGUGCAGCCCUACAUAUAAACAACAUGAAGUGUCCUCCUCUUGAGGCCAGUGUGAGCUCUGCUGCCUUCCUGUUAUUUAGUCAGAUGAAGCAUCACUGACAUGAGCUGGAGCCACUCUGAACUUCUGCCAUCUUCUUUUUACAGUCACUGACUGAGCUGCACUGACAACACUGAGCCGGCUUCUCUUCAUAGGGUGUCUUUCACUCUUUCCCCACUCCCUCUGUUUCCAACCUUGUUCCAUCAUUUCUCUGCAGUUGGCUCUUUCUACUUUCCCUUUGUCUCUUUUGUCACUUUGGGUUUCUUCUGUAUAAUAAUAUUAAUCCUCUAGUUCUCUGAUUCUUCUGAUUAUUGCUCUGUUCUCUUACGUGCUUCAUGUGUUUCUCUAACUUCAAGAAAAUGUGUUAAGGUGUUAUCAAUAAAAUGACAGUUUAAAUAGAAA